This is a messenger RNA of Colletotrichum spaethianum, 1455 nucleotides long. RefSeq lists its product as uncharacterized. The coding region runs from base 1 to 1455 and encodes 484 amino acids. The record is from RefSeq and is a predicted model, not a curated record. Gene Ontology annotation, biological process: transmembrane transport. Gene Ontology annotation, molecular function: transmembrane transporter activity. The transcript has a single exon. Lineage: Eukaryota; Fungi; Ascomycota; Sordariomycetes; Glomerellales; Glomerellaceae. Gene Ontology annotation, cellular component: fungal-type vacuole membrane.
AUGCCGUCCCAAACGGCCCAUUGGUUGUCGCGACUUGCGGUAGAGAGUGGCUUCACCUCCAUUGUCGGGUCUUGUCGUGACACCAAGGUGCUCUGUUUACAGCGUUUCGUCCGACUCUUCGCCUACGGAACCUCUUUUCUUAUCCUUGUUCACUUUCUAUCCAGUCUUGGGUUCUCCGAUGAGCGAAUAGGCCUGUUCAUGACACUUACUCUCCUUGGAGAUGUCGUUAUCAGCUUCAUUCUGACAGCAAUUACCGACCAGGUCGGCAGGAGAAAGGUCCUUGCAGCAGGUGCUGUCUUGAUGGUCAUGAGCGGUCUGGUCUUCUCCUGGGCUGGCAACUACUGGAUUCUUGUCAUCGCCAGUAUCGUUGGUGUUAUCAGUCCAAGCGGCAACGAGAUUGGCCCUUUCCGCGCAGUGGAAGAGUCGAUCCUUGCUCAGCUCACAGAGCGAGACAAGCGAAGCGACAUCUUCGCCUGGUACACGCUAUUCGGCACCGCAGGCGCCGCUCUGGGCACACUUACUUGCGGUUGGGUUGUGCAAGUCCUCGAGAACAGCGAGGCUUGGACUCAGAAUGAGUCAUACAGAGUCAUUUUCCUCAUAUACGCGGGGCUCGGUGUCCUCAAGUUGAUGCUGAUUUUCAGCCUCACUUCUGGUGUUGAGGCAGCGCCAUUGAAACCUGGUGAUACGACUAUCCGAUCAAAUGAGGAAAGGCAAGUACUGCUUGCUAACGAUCCGGCGAAUGAAGGAAACCGUCCUCAACGGUCGACAGAAGACAGGCCUUCCGUUCCAACACUUUUGGAACGCAUGCGAGCUUUGAUACCCUACAUAUCUCCGCUAUCUCGGUCUAUUUUAUUUCGAUUACUCCUUCUAUUCUGUAUCGACUCCUUUGCCUCAGGAAUGGCCUCGCCGUCUUGGCUGACCUAUUUCUUCACCACGGUUCAUUCGCUCCAACCAGGAUCACUGGGCACACUAUUUCUGGUGACAAACCUCCUCGCUACUCUCUCAAACCUCGCCGCGCUUCCACUUGCACGCCGUCUUGGACCGCUCAAAACCAUGGUCUUUACACAUUUGCCCUCGGCUGUCUUCCUGUCGAUGAUUCCGUUACCCUCAGCGGGUCCUGUGGGAACUUGGGCCGCCAUGGCUCUUCUAUCUCUCCGGGCAUGUACACAGAGUAUGGACCAAGCACCGAGACAAGCAUUCCUCGCCGCAGCGGUCCUUCCGGGUGAGAGAACGGCCGUCUUGGGUGUGGUCAACAUUGUCAAGACGCUGGCGCAGGCAGGGGGCAUUGGGUCUGCAGGCUUUCUCUCCGGGAAGAAUCUCUGGGUUGUCGUCCUCUCAGGAGCUGGAAUCAUGAAAGCUGUCUAUGACCUUUUGAUGCUGGGAAUGUUCUUGGGUCUUGAAGACCGAGAGACUGGCAGCACAAAGUCUCGCUCUAGAGACGAGGAGGAAAAUUAA